Molecule: messenger RNA, 1405 nt
Organism: Paramuricea clavata
Lineage: Eukaryota; Metazoa; Cnidaria; Anthozoa; Malacalcyonacea; Plexauridae
Source: the annotation of a GenBank genome assembly
AUGAUCCUGAAUGCCAUUGACAAGAAACAGCUAACUGCGAUUGUAUUACUCGACAUGAGCAAAGCAUUCGAUAGCAUAGAUACCACGACUCUGAUUACUAAGUUAGAAGAUGUUGGCGCGUCUUUUCAGGCGAUUCAAUGGUUCCAAAGCUACCUAACAUCCAGGUAUCAAGUAGUAAGAAUACAAACAACCUUAUCCGAGCCUUUAGAGGUAAAGAGUGGAGUACCUCAGGGAAGUAUACUUGGGCCACUUCUGUUUAGUAUUUAUGUGAACGAUUUGCCAUCAGAUCCACAACAAUGCUCUCUCUAUUCCUAUGUCGAUGACACAAAACUCCUAAUGUCGUUUUCUCUGCAACACCAACAAAGAGCUGUCUCAGAAAUAAAUCAAGAUCUCUUGAGAAUACGUAAUUGGUGUUUUGAUAACAAGUUACUGUUAAACCCAGGAAAAACUAAGGCCAUGAUAUGCGGUAGCAGACAGAUGAGAGCAAAAUUUCCUAUUUUUCGCUUCUCACUUCUCGGUAAAGAAAUCAUUCCUGUAACAAGCGCCAAAGAUCUCGGCGUAAUCUUGGACUCUGGUAUGACGUUCGACAGCCAUGUACAAGCCACUAUCUCCUCAUGUAUGUCUCGUUUAGGUCAAAUAAACCGCGUGAAACAGUGCUAUGACAAACACACAUUAAUAAUUAUUAUUAACUCCCUAGUUUUUUCAAAAUUAUAUUAUUGCUCUACUUUCUGGAGCAACACUUCUCAAACAAAUUUAAAUAAGGUACAGGUAGUGCAGAACUCUGCAUGUCGAAUAGUUAGCGGAGUUGGCAAAUACGAUCAUGUCACACCAAUCCUGCAAGAACUAAAGUGGCUUCCUGUUCGACAGUAUUUAUAUUUUCGUGAUGCAGUCAUGGCAUUUAAAUGCAUGACAGGAAACGCACCUGCAUACCUAACUGAACAGCUUGUGAGACGAGGUGACAUUUCAUCUCGCGUUACUAGGAACUCGAGCAUGAUUGAAACUCCUUCACACAGAACAGCAACCGGGCAACGAUCUUUCAAAUUCAGAAUGGCCACAAUUUGGAAUUCCUUAAAACCAGAACUUAGAAACAACGAAAGACUUCAAACAUAUUUUAAAACAGAGACUUGUAGAAACAUUUAAAUAUAGGACCAAUCUUAAGAAAUUUCGAUGUAAAUAGCAUAUAUAUUUGUGUAGUACUACCAAGUGUGUGUGUGUGUGUGUGUGUUGUGUGACUGUGUGUUGUUAUGCGUGUCUCUCUAUUAUUAUAGUGUAUAAAAAUUUAGAUCAAUUAUGUAAAAUUUUGCUGAAAAGCUUUUUAAGGGAUGUGAAAUUAAAAUACAAUAAUAACAAUAAUUUAUCAUCAAGAUAUGUUGCUGAAAAUAAGUUCAAUUUGCUAAAUCGUUAA